CCGACGCAACUCCCCUUUAUCUCCCUUUGGUUCGUUGACGAUUCGCUCAAUUCGAUUCGCCUCAUAAACACUUCGCCAAGAUGAUUCAUGAAAUUGUCCUCCAGCUCUUCGCCGCUGUUUUCACGGCACUCAAGCGCAACCUGGCGCUUCUCAUUGCCGGCUUCUUCGCCUACCAGCUUGGCCGCCGAGUCAUCCGCUAUGUCAACUCUCCGAUGAGACGGCAGGGUGUCCCAGGUCCCUUCCUUGCCGGAUUCACCUGCUGGUACCGCGCAUAUUACGCCAACGUCCGCCGCAACUGGCACGCGAAGCUGAUCGAGCUCCAUAAGCAGUACGGCACGAUUGUAUGGAUCUCACCGGACGAGGUCUCCAUCUCGGAUCCGAUGCUGCGUGGCACGCUCUACAGCUUUGCCGACGAGCGCAAGGAAGAGAGCUUCUUCCUCAAAGCCAAGUCGUUCCAGACCGGACUGUUCAAUGAGGACUUCAACUUUGUCUUCGAGACGGACCCGGCCAGGGCUAGGUUGGGCAAGUAUGCGCUUUCGCACCCGUACUCGGAGAAGGGACUCUCCAAGCUCGAGCAUCACUUUGAUGAGGCUGUCGAUGCGUUCACCCAAGGUUUCAAGCAGCACGUGGUCGCCGAAGGAAAAGUUGCCUGCUUGAACCACUGGACUCACUUCUUCAUGUUCGAUCUGGCCACACUCCUGAUGAGUGGCUACUCGAACGGACUGUGCGCCGCGGGCUCGGACCAAGACGGUGCGAUCGGUGCCCUUCGUGUGAUCUUCAACGUGGUCGGAUCGUUGGUUCCCAUCCCGUUCGCCCUUGACAUCACCACCCGUUACAUCAGGAAGUGUGUUCUGAACAGCCAGCUCGAGCAUCUGUUCCGUUGGAGUCUGGGGUACAGCAAGGGAGAGUCCCACAAGAACGAGCGCAUCAACGAGAUUGCCGAUCAUCUUCCAGAUAAUCUAAUGUCCAAGUUCCGUGCCGGCGAGAAGAAGAUCCGGAAGUUGUUUCCUCAGGGAAACUGGACGGAGGGAAUCACCAAUAAUGUGUUUUUCAUAUACGCCGGUUCCAUGGUUGCAUCCAGCGCGCUGCCCGCCGUUGUCAAACUCAUCUAUUCGCAUCCGGAAGUCCUUGCCAAGAUCCGCGAGGAGCUUGCCACCAUUUCCGUCCCGGUCAAGCUUGAGGAUGCCACGCACCAGCUUGGAGAGUGUCGCGUCCCCUACCUGGAGGCAGCCAUCUUGGAAGCUUUGCGUCUGAGCCCCACCUUCGGUCUCUCACUCGGCCGCCAGGUGCCGCAGAUCGGCUGCCGGCUGAACGACUUCUUCAUUCCUUCUGGCUACGUCGUCUCGAUGUCCGGCUGGCCUACAAACAUCAACAAGGAAUACUUCGGCGAAGAUGCGGAGGAGUACAAGCCCGAGCGCUGGUUGGGCAACCACCCCACCGAGAUCGCGAAGGAUGGAACAGGACUGCCUAGAACCAUGAGGAACUACCUCGAGGCUGGAUGGAUAACCUGGGGAGCUGGAUCGAGGGUGUGCAUUGGCCGUCACCUGAGCACCACGGCUUUCAUCAAGUUCAUCUCCAACAUGGUCCGUGAGUUUGAUGUCGAGAUCGUCAGCCCCGGAUAUCUCUGGUACGGUCUGAUUCAGCACAUGGAGGAGCUGAUGGUCUCAGCCAAGCUGCACGAGGAGAAGGAAGUGGAGGAGGCGGACACUACUCUGGCGAUGGCUACCAUCGACGAAAGACUCGUUCCUGAGGCGCUUGUGGUUGAAGCCUGUUAGACGGAAUACGGGUUUUCGGAGAAGAAAGUUUGAAUUUGCUUGAAUAAUUAGUCGGUACAUAGGUUGUCUCGGUGAAACUGCUAAUUUUUUCUCUUCCUUGUCUUUGUUGUGU
This is a messenger RNA of Tricharina praecox, 1887 nucleotides long. RefSeq names its product cytochrome P450. Gene Ontology annotation, molecular function: oxidoreductase activity, acting on paired donors, with incorporation or reduction of molecular oxygen; monooxygenase activity; iron ion binding. NCBI's taxonomy places the organism in Eukaryota, Fungi, Ascomycota, Pezizomycetes, Pezizales, Pyronemataceae. The record is from RefSeq and is a predicted model, not a curated record. The coding region runs from base 81 to 1775 and encodes 564 amino acids. The transcript has 5 exons.